AUGGCCGUCACCGUCGGUAUUGCUGGUAUAACUAGUAAAUUCGCCCGUCUUGUGUUGAAGAACCUCCUCGAACAACCGGAGGUUAACAUCUGGGGCUUCUGUCGCAAUCCCAAAAAGCUGCCUGAGCACAUCCGUUUAUCAACCUGUGUGACCAUCGUUGCAAGAGGUGCCGGUGACUCCAGUGCAUUGCGUCACUUUGCGAAACGUUGCGAUGUAGUUAUUUGUUGCUAUUUAGGGGAAACCACACUCAUGACAGAGGGGCAAAAGCUCCUUGUUGAGGCAUGCGACGAGGAGAAUGCUCCCCGUUACAUCGACAGCGAUUAUUGCAUUGAUUUUACGAAGCUCGAAUAUGGCCAGCACCCCGCCAAAGAUCCCAUGAAGCAUGUAAAAGCACACUUAGAAACAAAGCAAAACGAGUGCAAAUUAUCUUUCUACGGAACCGGGGUCGAGGUUUGGGAGUCCACCACAUAUGCCACCGCGGCAGAGUAUGCGAUUGCUGCUGAUCGUACUGCUGUUGGAAUGCUUCACUUCCUUGGAGACCGGAAAAGCAUUCACCAAAUCGCGAACGAAUUUGCUGAGGUUCACGGAAGACAGCCUGUGCUUAAUAGUCUCGGCUCGCAAGAUGACCUGUACAACACCAUCCAGGCGGCCUUCCAAAAAGUCCCAUCUAACAUCUUUGCAUAUCUUGCAUUGUAA
Aspergillus alliaceus is the source of this 696-nucleotide messenger RNA. RefSeq names its product NmrA-like family protein. The coding region runs from base 1 to 696 and encodes 231 amino acids. The record is from RefSeq and is a predicted model, not a curated record. Lineage: Eukaryota; Fungi; Ascomycota; Eurotiomycetes; Eurotiales; Aspergillaceae. The transcript is spliced from 3 exons.